Messenger RNA from Oncorhynchus keta (chum salmon), 1275 nucleotides. RefSeq names its product testis-expressed protein 47. Lineage: Eukaryota; Metazoa; Chordata; Actinopteri; Salmoniformes; Salmonidae. Gene Ontology annotation, molecular function: FAD binding; blue light photoreceptor activity. The record is from RefSeq and is a predicted model, not a curated record. The coding region runs from base 113 to 937 and encodes 274 amino acids. The transcript has 8 exons.
AUCCAGGAUAUACCAGGCAAGUGGUAAACACAAAGGGAGGGCUAUCUGCUGCUGCUGCCCCAGUCAGUACUUGACUGAGAGAGAGACAGACGGAGAGAGAAAGAGAGAAGAAAUGGAGACAUCCAGCCAGCUACUAAGUUUUGACCAAAAGAAGGAGGAAGAUGUUGGGACUAGCUUGUUUCACUGCCAUAUGAAGCAAAGGAUGCUUUUUAAUCCUCAAGAGGAGAUGGUUUGUGUAGUUCACUGUCUGGGAGGGCUAAAGGAGCAAUAUUCAAGAAAGUUCCUGUUACACCGGUUGAUAGUCGUCGCCAGCCUCCCCCAGCAACUCGCAGACAGGAAAGACCUGGGAGUACACUACGAAGAACUGAACCAGCGCUUGCAGAGGUAUUACCAAGGAGAUGCUAUCACAGGCCUGCUUUUGCUGUACCCAACCUGCAUGCUUCAUGUCAUUGAGUCCUCCAGCGAGGUUCUCGUGUCUCUGCUGCAGGAUCUGAGGGACAUGCAGGAACGGCCACACUGUGUCCUGAUCGAGGCGCCCAGGGUCCUGGUGAUGUCACAUGACCUUCCCAGCAGGUUGUUCCAGCAGUGGAGCUACAAGGUGCUGAAUGUGCCGGCCAGGGUGGGUGGGAUGCUGAGUAGAGACGGGCCAGAGAGGGAGGAGGAAGAAGACACCGACACACUGGUCAGCACCGCCCUGUCUAUGCUGCUCAAGCUGGGGAAUCACCUCCUCAAAGCCACCAAGGGGUCAAAGAUGCCUCUGGGCUCUGUUCUGGAUGAAGUACCAGAGAUGAUAGUCCCCCAGGAUAUUCUGGUUCAGCUCCUGUCCAGAGGAGACCUUCUGAGCCCCCAGCAGUACCUGCAGGCCUACCACACCCCUCUCCACAUCCUCAUGGACUCUGGGCACGUGUUUGGAAGCAGUCAGCUAACUACAGUUUAGUGUUUGGCCAAAAGGUCAAAGAGCGUACUUGGCCUCCACCCGAGCAACUUCGAUGUGAAUUCUGACUUCUGAUGUGAUACAACUAGACAUUUGAAUGUGCUUCCUACUCAAUCUGUUUUCAGGGUUCAUAUGCCUGGUUAUUUGUAUGUGUUAUUGAGAACUGCCAUUCAUCUGGACUGUGUGACACAUUCAACUCUAAAUAAUUGUCCUUGCUCCACAAAUGGAUACUACAUAACAAGAUACAUUGUUUGAUACUGUAGUGUUAAAAUACACAGGGACUGCAGGGUAGGUUUGGUUGUAUAUUGCAAAUAUUUCAUAAAUAUUUUACUGGAUGUGAA